Meloidogyne enterolobii is the source of this 1060-nucleotide messenger RNA. The record is from the annotation of a GenBank genome assembly. Lineage: Eukaryota; Metazoa; Nematoda; Chromadorea; Rhabditida; Meloidogynidae.
CCGCAUUUAAAAAUGAAAAUAUCAACAAAUAAUUUUUUUAUUAUUUUCCCCUUCUUUUCAAUUUUAUUUUUUUCUUCAAUAAAUUUAAUUUUUUCUACUCCAACAACAUUUUUUGUUUCCUCUUUUAAUCAAAAUUUUGAUUGUGUUGAUUUAAGUUGCGAGACUAAUGAUUUUGGGAAGUUGGAUAUUUUUGAUGAUGAUUUGAAAUUAAUAGACAUUAGUAAUGGGAAAGUGUUGGAAAAAUGUAGUAAAUGCAAUGAUUGUACAAAUAGUGGAUAUAGUACUUGUAUGCAGCCGCUCCAUUUCAACGCUCGGAAAAAACAACUAAUUACAGAAGAGGGAACCUGUAAUUGUAUAAGCAAUGGCCCUAUGAUUUCAAAUAAUGGAGCAACAAACGUUCCAAGUAUUGAAGCGAGUAUUGAAAUUACACAAAAAUGCAAAGUUUUGGAUAUACCUAAUGGUGGUAGACAUAGGGAAAUAAAUGAACCUAAAUUGGAGAAAAAUGAAGCUUUCUACAGGCUUUGUUAUUCGUCUGCACUCCGUAAAUUGCCUGUUCCAAAAGCAACAAAUGAAGCUCUUGGAGGUUCCUCAAUUCCAUCAGUUUUGGUAACUGUUGAACAAUUUUGGAACGACAAAUAUUGGCAGAAAUUAAAACCUUAUGAUUUACAGUUAUUUUAUGUUUUUCCUGUUACUCAGAGGGAUUUUUGUGAAAAUGGAGAUAUUAUUAUACCCAAUACACACGAUUUAAUUUGGAUGAAUCAGGGGAAGGCAUCAACAUCCGGUAUGCCUAUGCUUUGCAAAUCACAUUUAGAGAUACAAAUGGAAGAUGAUCCAGAGGAUUUGGUAUAUGAAGAGAGAAUGACUGACACUCCAAAUGCUAAUUAUUAUCAUGAUGGUAACCUAGAUUUGAGAAUGCCCCAAGAAGUACAAUUUGAGAGGAAUGUUUUUGCUGGGGCAGAGAGGGUGAGGUUUUUCUAUGAGGUUACUGUGCAUUUUGAAAUUCUUUUCACUAGUUGACAUUUUGAAAUUUUUUAUUCUAUUGGACAUUUUGAAAUUCUUU